Molecule: messenger RNA, 1298 nt
Organism: Dictyostelium purpureum
Lineage: Eukaryota; Evosea; Eumycetozoa; Dictyosteliales; Dictyosteliaceae
Product: cortexillin I
Exons: 3
Biological process (GO): actin cytoskeleton organization
Cellular component (GO): plasma membrane; cortical actin cytoskeleton; cell junction
Molecular function (GO): actin filament binding
Source: RefSeq, a predicted model, not a curated record
AGGGCAGGAAAAGAUUGGGAAAUAAUAAAAGAGGCGAAAAAAUUUCAGAUGUCUCAAAAGAUUUAAGUGAUGGUGUCAAAUUAAUCAUCUUUUUAGAACUCAUCUCUAGCAAAAAAUUCAACAAGAAAUAUGAUUACGAACCAAAAUCACGUAUCAACUACAUUCAAAAUGUUGCACUUGCUCUUAAAUUCUUAGAAGAAGAGUUAAAGAUUAAAGUUCAAGGUGUUGGUGCUGAAGAUUUUGUUGAUAACAAUAAAAAAAUGAUUCUUGGUUUCUUAUGGACCUUAUAUCGUAAAUAUCGUAUUGCAGUUAUUAGUGAAGGUGAUAAAUCAUCAGAAGAAGGUUUAUUAUUAUGGUGUAAGAAUACCACCACCGGAUAUGAUGGUGUUAAUAUUUCUUCAUUCACCAAAUCAUUCCGUGAUGGUUUAGCCUUUUUAGCCCUUUCACACAAAUUCGACCCAGAACAAUUCAAAUAUGGUGAAUUUGACAAACUCGAUCCAAUUGCUCGUUUAAAUGCUGCUUUUGACUUUGCUGAAAAAGGUUUAGGUGUUCCAAAACUUCUCGAAGCUGAAGAAGUCAUGAGAGGUACCACUGAUGAACGUUCAUUAGUUUUAUACACCUCAUUAUUCUUCCACGCCUACCGUGCCAAAGAAGAAAAAGAACGUUUAGAAAGUAGCAAGAAUGAAAUUGCCAACCGUCUUGCUGGUCUCCAAAACUCACUCGAAAAUGAAAAAGUUUCACGUGAACAAUUAAUCAAACAAAAAGACGAACUCAAAUCCUUAUUAGCCUCAUUAGAAUUCGAAGGUGCUGAACGUGAAAAGAGAUUACGUGAACUCGAAGCCAAGCUCGAAGAUACCCUCAAAAACCUUGAAUUAGAAAAACUCGCUCGUAUGGAAUUAGAAGCUCGUUUAGCAAAGACAGAAAAAGAUAGAGCUAUCCUCGAAUUAAAAUUAGCUGAAGCCACAGAAGAAAAAUCAAAAUUAGAGCAACUAAUUGAAGCUUCCCGUCAAAGAGGUGCUGCUGAAGCUCAAGGUCUCGGUUUAUUAAGAAAGAAUUUAGAUCAACAUGUCCACGAUCUCCUUAAAUGGCAAAAACUUACCGUCGAAAACUCUUCAUCAUCUUCAUCAAUCGAUGACCAAAUCAUCGUUGAAGUUUCUGGUUUACCAUUUGGUGACCAAGUUAAACAUUUAGCCUCCAAAUUAGAUGAAGAAAAUAAAGCCAUUCAAAAAUUAUUAUCACAAAAAGAAGAUGACUUAAAAAUAAUGAAAUCAAAAACCUCAAAAUCAAAAUCAAAAUAA